Molecule: messenger RNA, 264 nt
Organism: Cladophialophora carrionii CBS 160.54
Lineage: Eukaryota; Fungi; Ascomycota; Eurotiomycetes; Chaetothyriales; Herpotrichiellaceae
Exons: 1
Coding region: 1-264 (87 amino acids)
Source: RefSeq, a predicted model, not a curated record
AUGGCACUCUCUGCCUCCGUUCUGGCAGGACCCAUCCAGUCCUCCGAGCCCCAGUUAGAGAAUGGAGAGGGCCCAGCUGGCAUUUGCUUCGGUGGCUGCGGUCCGGGGAUCAUCAAGCGCGAGCCUGAACCUGUUGCCGAGCCCGAGCCAGUUCCCAAGCCCCAGCUCGAGAACGGCGAAGGGCCUGCAGGUAUUUGCUUCGGUGGCUGCGGCCCGGGGAUCAUCAAGCGCGACCCUGAGGAAUCCUCGGUCGCUACCUUCUAA